GGGACAUAAAAAAUGAAAUAUUGCAUUCCGUAACGGGUUCCCUGUGGCUGUUUCCAUGCUCUCUCGGUCGGCUCGUUACACGUGAGAGAGCGAAGCGCAAAGCUACAUUUGUUGGUUCUGUCAGAUUGCUGUCCUUUGCUUCGUCUGAUUUUGAAUUCUCCCUUUAAAAUCCAAUUCCAAGAACUUCAAAAUUCCUUCAGGAACAGAUAUAUUUUGAAUCACCAUGGAAAACUCAUCCAGCCCUUCAAAGGUGUUCAUYGAACGUGAUAGGUGCGGGCUAUAUGGCCUGCAUGUUAGUAAUAUUCCACCAGAUUUCAACGAGAAUGACUUAAGAGAUUUAUUUUAUACAUCAGGCUACAUAAAAGUUUGCAAAAUUAUUAAAGCUCCUGACGACAAGCGUGUGGCUUUUGUGAAAUUUGCCACCYAUGAWGAGGCUGCAAUGGCUUUAAARAAAUGUAAUAAGACAAAAAUUAGUGAUUACAUUCUUGAUGUGCGUCCUGCUUACGAGUCACAGCGAGCGAGAAGCUAUCGUCACAGCAAAGACAAAUCAAGUAGCUCAGAAUCACUAUCAAAGCAGGAAACCAGAAAUCAGAAAAGUCCAGGAAAUCUUUCUAAUGGUAUUCCAACACCUGAAAGCAAGAAAGCAGAACAGAGAGACGAGAGAGAGAUGGCCAGUAAGUCUANUACACAAGCUCCAAGAACAUACGUCCUCCCUUCUACUUCACAAGAUAUUAGGUUUAGUAAUAAUGGAAAUCAAUAUAUUAACGGUUCUGAAAGUUUACAUGUAAACAAGACACCUGUCAAUCCAUCAACCUUUAACAAGUCACCAACUGCAAAACCUAAGGAUACUCCAAAGCACACUGGUAUUGCAGCCAGCUUUGGUGGACUUAAAAAAACAGAGUCGUCACAUCCUGUCACUAAACCUAAAGUGGAUCCUUCAAAUAAACCAAAGGAUCACUCAACAAUUAAUCAUAUAACAAAAUACUUGGAAAAAACAAAUUUGGAUAACUCUCAUAAAAGAGGUCAAUAUAUGCAGCACCAGAACACCARUUCACAGCAUACAAAUAUAGAACAUUCUCACCAAAAACAGCAGCACUUAAAACAACCCAAGGAUAACGUCAAUGCAGAAGACUCAAAUUUAGAUAAUUUGCAUCAAAGAGGUCAACCACCACAUAGUACAAAUGUAUCUAAAUGGUCRGUAGCUGAGGUGGCUAAGUACUACAAAAAUCAAGAGGAGUGUUCUGAGGCCAUGGUUGCUUUUAUUGAGGAACAGGAAAUUGAUGGSAAUGCAUUGAUGCUAAUUGAAGAAAGCUCUCUACUUUAUUUCAUGAAGCUAGGACCUGUCUUGAAAUUUUUAAAUCUGAGAGAAAAGCUGAAGAACAAGAGCUGACAAUUGAACUUGCUGUAUGAUAUUAUUGUGAAAGGAAUUCCUUUUCUUUGUUCAUGUUCAUAAGAUCAUUUUAAAAGUUUGGUUUUGCAACCAAUUCACAUACUUCUUUGAAGUUGUAUGUCAUGUUAGUGAUGGAUUUGAAUGCUGAUUUAAUGUUUACAUAUGAAAUAAGCUAAUGCAAAUCUUUAUCUUUCUCGAA
This is a messenger RNA of Exaiptasia diaphana, 1589 nucleotides long. RefSeq lists its product as uncharacterized. The transcript is spliced from 3 exons. Lineage: Eukaryota; Metazoa; Cnidaria; Anthozoa; Actiniaria; Aiptasiidae. The record is from RefSeq and is a predicted model, not a curated record. Gene Ontology annotation, molecular function: RNA binding. Bases 224 to 1390 code for a protein of 388 amino acids.